GUCCAGGCUCAGGGGUUCUACAAAAACACAGAUGUCUUUGAAUUAGACACAACAAACUUCGACAAGGUUGUCUUGGAUUCAAAUCAUACAACAAUUGUUGAAUUUUAUGCCCCAUGGUGUGGUCAUUGUAGAAGUUUGAAAAAAGACUAUACCAAAGCUGCAAAGCAUUUAAAAGAUAUCGUUCAAGUUGCUGCGGUGAAUUGUGAUUAUGCAAAGAAUAAACAUAUUUGUUCCAAAUAUAAAAUUGAAGGUUAUCCAACAAUCUUGGGAUUUAGACCUCCAAAGAUCAAUUUAGAGAAAUCGGAUCCAAUCAAAUAUGGGCAUGCUACUGAAAAAUACGUUGGUGCAAGAAAUACUAAAGGGAUUGUGGACUUUGCCAUUGGUAGAAUAAAAAAUUAUGUUAAAAGAAUUGCAACUGAAGAAAGAUUGAAUGAAUGGUUACAUGAUUCUAAAUCAGCACGUCCAAAAGUUGUUGUCUUUACAAGAAAGGAUAAAUUAUCACCGUUAUUGAAAUCUAUUGCUAUUGAUUUCUUGGGAAUUGUGGAUUUUGCAUAUUUCCCAUUAAGAGAAAGAGAAAAAAAUGUUUAUGAAAAAUAUCAAUUGGAAGAGAAAAGCUCUAAAGCUGUUGUUUACUUUUUUGAUAACGAUGAUGAACCUGUUAGACAUGAAGGUUCUUUAACUAAAGAGGAUAUUUCUCAAUUCUUGACCAAGUUUGAUUCAACAAAAGAAGCUACUGGUAAAGUUAUUAAAAAGCAAGAGUAUCUUGGGAAAGUUCAAAAAGGUGAGAAAAUCAAGAAAUCUGGGAAGUCAUCAUCACCAAAUGAUCAUGAUGAGUUAUAA
Hansenula anomala is the source of this 840-nucleotide messenger RNA. RefSeq names its product protein disulfide isomerase MPD1 (gene MPD1). Gene Ontology annotation, cellular component: endoplasmic reticulum lumen. Gene Ontology annotation, biological process: response to endoplasmic reticulum stress. The annotation marks the transcript as partial. Gene Ontology annotation, molecular function: protein disulfide isomerase activity; protein-disulfide reductase activity. Lineage: Eukaryota; Fungi; Ascomycota; Saccharomycetes; Phaffomycetales; Wickerhamomycetaceae. The record is from RefSeq and is a predicted model, not a curated record. The transcript has a single exon.